Messenger RNA from Doryrhamphus excisus (bluestripe pipefish), 1620 nucleotides. It is a transcript of the gene bcdin3d, whose product is annotated as BCDIN3 domain containing. Gene Ontology annotation, cellular component: cytoplasm. Gene Ontology annotation, molecular function: RNA methyltransferase activity; O-methyltransferase activity. The record is from RefSeq and is a predicted model, not a curated record. Lineage: Eukaryota; Metazoa; Chordata; Actinopteri; Syngnathiformes; Syngnathidae. Gene Ontology annotation, biological process: negative regulation of pre-miRNA processing.
AAUAACACGAGUACUACUCCAACAACAACAUGGCGACAUGUGAGAAUAGUAGCGAGGUCGACGAUGAAAUAAACGAACCAGGCGCUGCUCCUUUUGGAAAUUUUAUAAAUUAUUAUACUUUUAAUCCACCGGAGAAUCGAUUGAGUCUGAUCCCCACCACGCUGCUUCAGGAUUUGGGCUACAGCGACAGCAGUCAGACGACAUUGCUGCUGGAUGUGGGCUGCAACACAGGGGAUCUAAGCGUAGCACUUUAUAAACAUGUAGUGCAGACCUCGGAAUCAAACGUUCAUCUUCUCGGCUUCGACCUGGACGACACCUUGAUCCAGCGGGCCAACUGCACUAACCCUUUCCCGGGUAGCGUCACCUUCACCCCGCUGGACAUCACCAAAGACUGCACGCCACUGCAGGACUACCUCAAUCUGCACGGAUCCUCGCAUUUCCAUGUGACUUUCUGCCUAGCCGUCACCAUGUGGGUCCAUCUGAACCACGGCGACGCCGGCCUGCUGCGACUCCUCUCUCGUCUGGCGGAGCUCAGCCAGCACCUCCUACUGGAGGCGCAGCCCUGGAAGUGUUACCGGUCAGCGGCCAGGAGGCUCCGAAAGCUGGGCCGGUCAGACUUCGACCACUUUAAGAAUCUCCAGAUCCGAGGGGACAUGAGCAAACACGUUAUGAGACACUUAGAGGGACACUGCAACAUGGAGCUCGUACGGAGUUUCGGGGCUACUGUUUGGAAUCGGAAGUUGUUGCUGUUUAAACGGAAGUGACUAAGGGGAGUAUUUUUGGGUUACACAGGAAGUCGAAUAGGGAAACAUACAACUGUAUUCAUGAUAAAAUAACUUUACCAACUUGAAAUUUCAACAUUAUUUGAUACAUUGUAAUAGAAAAUUUGUAAGUAUAUAAAAUAAAACUUGUGUUAAAACCAUAUUUUAAACUUAUUUUCGACUUGUAUUGCAAAUUAUUUACGUGUAAAUGUUUCACGUUUUUCAUACAAUACAGUGGGUUUUAAAACAGAACAAUAAUGGUAAAUUUCAGCCAUUCCAGUCAUAUUAUGGAUGUACUAUUGUGUUUAGGUUUUUGUUAAACUUUAGAUUAAGGCAAAAAAAUCUGUUUAUUAAAGUAGAUGAGCAACAGGAAGGUAACAAACAAACAGCAAUGUUCAUCAUUUUAAUUACAGAGUACUAAAAAUAACAUUACAUAAAAUGUCUUUUUAAAAGAAACCAUUGAAAUAUUACAAAGGUCUGUAAAUCUUGUAAAGUUAGGAUAUAAAAUCUUUGAACAAUGGUGCAUAAUUGAGAAGAAAAAUAAUCUCCAUAAAAUGUAUAUAUUAACUGUUCUACUACUUUAAAAAAAAAAAAAAGCAAAGAGAUGGACACGAAAUGCAGACACAGAUAAGAGAUGAGUCAACAAAAGAUGCACAGCAACGCACCACAAUCAGCUCUCAAGUUAAUGAUCGUUUAAAAAAAAAAAAAAAAAAAGUUAACAUUUACAAGUGAGCCAAAAACCAGGGUGACUUGGCGAGUGCUCCCCCAGUACUCAAACCCUUUUGCUAGACUGGCCUUUUGUUCCAUUCAUUCAUACUUUAUCCACAGGUUUCAUUAAAACUGUACACAAAAGAAAGAG